Molecule: messenger RNA, 1251 nt
Organism: Aspergillus luchuensis
Lineage: Eukaryota; Fungi; Ascomycota; Eurotiomycetes; Eurotiales; Aspergillaceae
Product: Gfo/Idh/MocA family protein
Exons: 3
Coding region: 1-1251 (416 amino acids)
Molecular function (GO): nucleotide binding
Source: RefSeq, a predicted model, not a curated record
AUGCAUCCUGAAUCACCGACAAGGGGAAGAGACACUCAUGGUUGUCUUAAAACACCACACAAAUACAUCUGCAAUUCCAUUCCUCCUGCCAAUAUGUCCACUACCCCCCGUCGCACUGGUCUAAUCGGCUUGUCAUCCUCCGCCAUCACCUCCUGGGCGGCCGAUGGCCACCUGCCGGCAAUCCAGAGUACUGCAGGUCGAGAGCUCUACCAGAUCACAGCUCUCUGCAACAGCAGUGUGGCCGCUGCAGAAUCCGCCAUCCGGACCUACCAGCUGGACCCGACCACCGUGAAACCUUAUGGCAACCCAGAUGAUCUGGCCGCCGAUCCCGCCAUCGAUCUCGUCAUCUGCAAUACGCGCGUCGACAAGCAUUACGAGACCGUACUGGCCAGUGUCCGCGCUGGCAAGUCCGUCUAUAUCGAGUGGCCCAUUGCCAGCUCGCUGGCCCAUGUGGACGACCUGCUCGCCGUAGCGCGUGCUAGUGGGGCGCGGGUGGCCGUAGGCCUCCAGGGCCGCUUUGCUCCCGCCGUGCUUAAAGUCAAGGAGGUCCUGCGCUCUGGCCAGCUUGGUCGCCUGCUGAGCACAGAAGUCCGUGGCUUUGGCGGCACGUUCGAUCGAGAGUUUCUGCCCCCGGGUCUGAAGUACUUUUCGCAGAAGGAAGUGGGCGGCAAUUCCAUCGUCAUUGGUUUUGGUCAUAUGAUUGAUUAUGUCCAAUCCGUCGUGGGGAAUGUGGUUGUCGGCACCGAUGAAGCGCGUACCCAGAUCCAGCGGCCUCGUAUCCGCAUUCGUGAUCCCCAGACACGGGAGAUCGUGGAAGAGGUUGACUCAGAUGUACCGGAUUUAUUGAGUGUGCAUGGGUCCCUGCCUGAAUCACCCUAUACAGUCCCCGGGGCCACUCUAGUGGUAUAUUUUGCGCGAGGUCAACCUUUCCCGGGAGACCCAUCGCUCUCGUGGACGCUGAACUGCGAAGCGGGAGCCAUUCGUUUGUCGGCGCCUGCAGGGAUAUCGCUGCAGGCGGACGCGUACCAGAACCCGGCAACCAUUUCGGUUCACCACCACGCCACGGACACAGUGGAGGCCGUGGAGUGGUCGUGGUCGGAGGACCAGCUGGAGUUGCCGGUCAAGGCCCGUUCCGUCCAGCGGACCCUGAUCGAUUUUGCCAAGGGCAACCCCGACGGUUACGUGUCGUUGGAAGAAGCCGCCGGUCGGGCCAGGCAACUGGCUCGGUGGUUGGAUGGCUCUAACAAAUGA